Messenger RNA from Sphaeramia orbicularis (orbiculate cardinalfish), 1039 nucleotides. RefSeq names its product transmembrane protein 223 (gene tmem223). The coding region runs from base 153 to 950 and encodes 265 amino acids. The record is from RefSeq and is a predicted model, not a curated record. Gene Ontology annotation, biological process: nervous system development. The transcript has a single exon. Lineage: Eukaryota; Metazoa; Chordata; Actinopteri; Kurtiformes; Apogonidae. Gene Ontology annotation, cellular component: mitochondrion.
UAGUUUGUCAUCAUCAUACGUCACACAAGAUGGCGGUGCCCUGUAGCUCUUGCUGAGGGUAGAAACAGUCUGAAAAGACGAGUUAUGAUACCAGUUCUUUUAAAAAUAGCUAUUAGAGUAUAAUACUAAAUCCUUUUUUGUUUUUUUUAAACAUGGGUUUGGAGCGUCUAGUUUGCUCUUCUCUGAGAUGUUACUCCGCACAGCUCAGACUUGUAAAUACUCCGCACAAACUCUUUCACAAUGCGUCUGUGUCGGUACAAACGUCACCGAGCAGCGGGUCGAACCGGGUCUGUGCUGCCGGUUUGUUCAGCCGGCUGUUCGUCCAUACAAGCCGCCUCUGUGGAGCUCCGGGGCAGCUGGCAGUUCGCCGCCGCCUCUCCUCCUCCGUCCAUCCGUCCAAAGAUGUCACCCUGCUCGAGCACGACAGGACUCGGUUCUUCCGGCUUCUGGCUGUUUUCUGCGGCGGACAGGUCAUGUUUUGGACCUACCUGGCUCAGUUCGCCUACACCGGCCUCAGAGACACUGGAGGGGCUAAGGGCAAUGGAACAGCAUCCGCCACCACCACGGGUUUAGCCGGGAUGUGGAGUUUUGAGAUGAACCUGGGCUCCAGCGCCUGGAGGUUCGGCUUCACGCUGGGGUGUCUGGGAAUAGGAGCGGGGAUCGUGGGGCUCGGGGUUCUGUUCUGCCGACGCUCUGUCUGUCAGCUGAUCUUACACCAAGGGGGGAGGAUGGUGACAGUUCAAACACAGUCACCUCUGGGACCGGGACGAGGGAGGAAAAUCACUGUACCGCUGUCACAGGUGGCCUGCCACGCCCACAGACAGGAGUCUCCCACAUUCAUCCCCCUCAGGGUCAAAGGACACAAAUUCUACUUUCUUCUGGACAAAGAGGGAACUGUGAACAAUGCCAGACUGUUUGACAUCACUGUCGGAGCUUACAGACCGCUUUAAUCCAUGGGCACAAAAAAUAUGUUGAGCAUCAAACACCAGGUGUGAUUCUAUUCAUUUAAAUAAAAUGUGUGGGAUGAUUGACAGGCUCA